Messenger RNA from Amaranthus tricolor (Joseph's coat), 2285 nucleotides. RefSeq names its product sodium/hydrogen exchanger 2-like. Gene Ontology annotation, biological process: sodium ion transport; proton transmembrane transport; regulation of pH. NCBI's taxonomy places the organism in Eukaryota, Viridiplantae, Streptophyta, Magnoliopsida, Caryophyllales, Amaranthaceae. The transcript is spliced from 14 exons. Gene Ontology annotation, cellular component: membrane. Gene Ontology annotation, molecular function: sodium:proton antiporter activity. The record is from RefSeq and is a predicted model, not a curated record. Bases 197 to 1807 code for a protein of 536 amino acids.
UUUUAAAAAGCAGUAAUUUAUUGUCUAUCAUUUAUAUUUGACUGAUUAAAUGACUAUUGCAUUUGUUUGUUUAUACUAGAUGUCUCUUUUUAAGAAAAGUUGUAGAAUAAUUACCAGUGAAGCUCAAAAACUAGAAUUUGGAUUGUUGUUGUAAUUAGGCAGAUCUUUUGAAGCAGAGGAGGAGGAAGAUAGAAAGAUGUUUGGUGUUCCAAAUUUACUGCAUGAAUCAACAUUUGAUACAAGCACAGUAAUUUCAAUUACUGUGUUUGUGAGUUUACUUAUUUUGUGUAUUAUCAUUGGUCAUUUGCUUGAAGAAAAUCGUUGGGCAAAUGAAUCCAUUACCUCUCUUUUAUUGGGUGUGGUGUCUGGAGGUGUUGUACUAUUGCUACGUAAAGGCCAGAAUUCACGCAUACUUGAGUUUGAUGAAGAGUUAUUCUUCAUUUACUUGCUGCCACCAAUCAUUUUCAAUGCUGGGUUUCAGGUUAAGAAAAAGCAAUUUUUCAAGAACUUCGCAACCAUAUUGUCUUUUGGGGUGCUAGGCACAUUAAUAUCAUUCUGCCUGAUCUCAUUGGGUGUAUUAUUUUUGUUGAAUAAGAUUGGAUUGACGCAGCUUAGUGUUAAUGACUAUCUGGCCCUUGGUGCCAUAUUGUCUGCAACCGAUUCUGUUUGUACCUUGCAGGUCCUAAAUCAGGAUGAAACACCACUUCUUUAUAGUGUUGUAUUUGGAGAAGGAGUUGUAAAUGAUGCAACCUCAAUUGUGCUUUUCAAUGCAGUUCAAUCACUUGAUCUCAGCAACCUCGGUACCAUGACUGCCCUUGCAUUUUUGGGGACCUUCUUGUACCUCUUCAUCACAAGCACACUUCUUGGUGUUAUUGUCGGUCUGUUGAGUGCUUUUAUAAUCAAGAAGCUCUAUAUUGGAAGACAUUCUACAGAUCGUGAAAUUGCACUUAUGAUGCUUAUGGCUUAUUUGUCUUACAUGAUAGCUGAGAUUAUGAGUCUUAGCGGUAUUUUGACAGUAUUCUUUUGUGGAGUUGUCAUGUCACAUUAUACAUGGCAUAAUGUGACGGAAAGCUCAAGGAUAACUGCCAAGCAUGCUUUUGCAACAAUGUCGUUCAUAUCAGAAACUUUCAUCUUUUUGUAUGUUGGUAUGGAUACGCUAGACAUUGACAAGUGGAAGGAGAGCAGUUCGAGUGCAGGAACUUACCUUGCUGUUAGUUCUUCCAUGCUGGCUUUAGUUUUGAUUGGACGAGCAGCUUUUGUCUUCCCCUUAGCAAAUAUUUUAAAUUACACUCGGAAGAAUAGUGAACAAAAAAUUGAUCUAUCUAGACAGUUCAUAAUAUGGUGGGCAGGACUUAUGAGAGGUGCAGUUACUGUCGCUUUGUCCUACAACGCGUUUUCAUCAGGUUCUGGAGUGCCCGUAUCAAAUGAGAGAGCGCUGAUGAUCAGCUGUACUCUUAUCGUUGUUCUGUUUAGUACCCUGUUGUUCGGUACUGUAACGAAGCCUUUGAUCAAAGCCGUUUUGGGAGCUCCAGCACAUGCAUUAUCAGAUGCAACUGAUAUUCCAAGCCUUGAAUAUUUAGAUAUCCCUUUCCUCGAAAAUCAAGAUCAGGAUCAGAACGGGGAUCAAGAUCCUCAACGUCGAAGAAGGGGCUUAAGCUUGCUAAUGAAGUAUCCUACUGGUGCCGUACACCAUAUUUGGCGGAAAUUUGAUGAUAAGUUUAUGAGACCUGUUUUCGGUGGAAGAGGUUUCGUGACAUACGAACCAGCUUCACCAACGGGUGCUGCGGAUCCAAGUCACGAACGCUAGAAUUUUGAUUUCAAGGUUUUUACGUCUUCUUUCUUAAAGAGUUUUUCCACGCGAAAUAAUGUAAAGCAUUUUUUGUUUUCUUCUUUGUAUAUUAUGAUAAAUUGAUAUUAACCUUGUUUGACAACAAUGUCGAUGGGAAUCGGAGAUUGGAAGUUUGGAACCGAUGAUUGGAAUGGGUCCGAAAGGCCUUGCAUAGUAGCACAUGUAAUGAUGUAAUUUGAUAGAAUAUGGUGCUGACUGACUAUGUCUAAGACUAUUAAUAGAUUAUGUAUGGUUAUGGAUUUGUGUUGUAGCACUUGUAUUUUGCAUGAAAGCCUUACUUGGUAAGUUUUUAGGUAGGUAGUGUAUGUUUUAAUUGUUAGACAGAAACUCAUGUCAUGGGAUAAUCAGGAGGAGAUUUGACAAGCUAUAUUAUUUACUCCUUCCGUCCUAUUGAAUUUGUAUCAUUUUCAUUUUGGUCAAUCCCAUUAAAUUUGCA